GGGCGUGAUGAAGUGUGGGCGGCUCUUCAUCAGCACCGGCGUUCACACAGCGCUCCGAGAGGAAGCCUACAGCGGACGCAACACGCCGAACAGGUCCAUCUGAGGUUCUCCGUCUUCCUUUGUGCUACACGCUAAAGAACAGGAUCCUACACGCAGAUCUCAUCAGGUGUUUAUCACACUGAGAGACUCUUCCGGGCCCUGAAGCCUCCUCCUAGGUACGCCACCAAUCAUCACUGGAGUACCACCACCUAGACAGGAGUAAGGAGUGAACCCCUCCCCUCUGAUUCAGAUGGCAGACGGUCGGCAGCCCGAGGACAGCGGCCCCCAGUGGUCAUCUCCGGGAGCCCAGGGCUCAUCCUCCCCAGGUGGGCAUGGAGAGAACGGCUUCUCUUCCUCCUACAGGGCUUGCCAGUCUGGUGGUGGCCAUGCUGGUUCUGCCGCUUCGUACGCCAAAGAGAACGGCUUCAACGGAGACCUGACCUCUGGACACGCUGUGACUGCUGAGCAAGUGUCGGCGCGGAUCGUGCAGGAGGUUACGGCAGAGGCGGUAGCGGUACUGAAGGGAGAGCAGGAGCUCCAUCCGGACACUGCCGUCAGGCUGCCAUCAGUGGAAGACUCUGCAAACCUGCCGCCUUCACCUCCUCCGUCCCCAGCAGCGGAACAUUUUGGGCCUUUGGAUCAAGAUGUAGGGGAUGAGGAGGAAGCAGGUCCUCUCCGCCGCUUCCAAAAUUCUCGCGAGAGGUGCAAGUUCCUCGCCCCCUCCAUCUCAGUGUCUGUGCCUGAGGAUGACCCCUACCACUCUGACGAGGAAUACUAUGAGCACCCUUUAUUCAGCCCAGAGUGGACGCGCUCUGGCUCUCGCCCCCCAGGGCAGGCCGCCGCGUUUAGACAGAUCGAAGAAGAGGAGACCAUAGAGAGUCUCUCAGCUGCGGAGGAGGAAGAGGAGGAGACUUCAGAAGCCGCAGCAACAGCAGCAGCUCUAGAGGAAGAGGAGGAUGAGGAGGAGCAGUGGAGUGGGGAGGAGCCUGAGCAGGAAUCCCCAUCUGAGCUCCUAGAGCGGGCAGAGGUCAUAGGCGAGGCCCAGGCUCUGCCCGGCCUGCAGGCCGAGGCUGUGGUUCACACCCAGGCAGCUACUGCUGCUGACGAGGCCCCUAAUGGGAGAUCUGAGGAGGCAGGAGGGCAAGAAAGCCUUGCGGAAGCUGUGAAGAUGGAAGCAGAGCGGCCAGAAAGCGAGAGGACAGAUCCCAUUGGCAUGGACUUCACUGAUUCCGCAAUGCAUCUAGAUGAUGAACUCCCAUCUUACCAGAGCCUUGCCAGAGACAUAGAUAUGCCAGAAAGCCCCUUUGCUCGAACAUGCCCCAUGGAGGAUUUUGAAGUGCCUCCAAGUUACCAGGGUCAUGCCAAAGAUCCAACUGAAAAGCCUGUUGUACAAAGUGGUGCUGUGAAACAGCCUUCAACCGAAGCAGGUGACUCCGGCAAUAUCCAUGAGGUCAAACCAGAGCAGAUUCAAGACAAACAAAUAGAAAAAACAGCAACAGAGGGGGACAUGAAGGACAAAUCUGGCAUGUCUGCUUAUUUUGAGACCACUACAAUUAAGACGGAUGCUGCUGGGUCUCAAGGAGAAGGGUAUUAUGAGCUGAGUACUACAUCAGAAGAACAAAAGGACUCUAUUGGUAACCUGCCACUUCCCGAAAUCAGCUACAGCACUUUGGCUCAAACACACUCUUUGGAAGUCCAGCCAGAUCUUCCAAAAAGUAGCGCAGACACACUACACACCACUUCACCAGCAGAGAGAAGAGAUGACUGCAGACUGUCUCCUGGAAAACUGGCUCUAGAUCAACGAAGUUACUCUUUGAAUAUCUCCAUUGGGGCAGUGAAUCAUGGCGAUGCCCAAGGAAGUCCCAGAAACUUCUCUCCAUUGGCCACCGACAUCAUGUCUCAUACUAGUGGGAGCCUUGACGAAUCUGCCGAUUACCUUCCUGUCACAACUCCCUCAGUGGAGAAUAUCCCUCAGUUUCCGCCACUGAUCUUGGAGACAACUGCCUCUGUCACAACUCCAUCAUCUUCACCUCCCCAAGCAACAAUCACUGAUGUAAAGACAAGUCCACAGACAGAGUCUCCAGAAUCACCUGUCCAAGCCAAAUGCUGUUAUAAAAACGGCACCGUCAUGGCCCCAGACCUGCCUGAAAUGCUGGACCUGGCAGGUACCCGAUCAAGGUUGACGUCUGACAACACAGAACCAGAUAUUAUGAGGAGGAAGUCUGUCCCAAUGGACAUGUCUUCUAUGGUGAGUGAUUCAUUAGCACAUUUGUUCAAAGGUGACCAGGGCAAGAUGGUUACAAAGAGAGAAAUGCAGCUAGAGGAGCAAGGAUAUUGUGUCUUUAGUGAAUACUCUGGUCCCAUGCCAUCCCCUGCAGAUGUGCACAGUCCAAUGGACUGUUCUCCUCAAAUCUUCAAAACAGGGAUAUCAGAGGAAAAAGAAACUGGUCUUGAUGCAUUUGGAAAACAGGAGUGUCUAUCGACUGAAGAUCUGAAAGCAACAGAGGUUGUUUCACCACAGGCAGAACCAGCAAAAGAAAAAUCAAGGAAUGAAGAUCCCUUUGAAAAUGAAAGUGCACCUUCUGAAAAACCUUCUACAGAGUCUAAGCAAGAUGAGUCUGAUCUUUUGGAGACUGAACCUUUGGAAGAAAUCAAGAGUCCAACUUUACCUGAUAAUGAGAAAGGACAGUUAGACAAACAAGCUGAAACAUUUAUCACACCAAAAGUGACGGUUACUCUUGAGGAACCAAAGUCUGAUUUUGAUGCAGGUACUAAUCUUGCAGCUGAAACCGAAGCUGAAAUUGCUGACUAUGAGAGGCAAAUUCGCAAAUUGGAGAUGGAGGACCGGCCUCUGAGUGUAGAGGAGGAACGGGAACUCCAGGAACUCAGGGAGAAGGUGAAGAAUAAACCAGACCUUGUGCACCAGGAAGCCUAUGAGGAGGUGGAUGCAGAGGAUGCAUACCAGCUCACCGGAGCUGCAAAGGACAGAAUUGCUCGGCCCAUUAGACCAUCUCCAGCAUCUUCUAUAGAAAGUGCCACCGAUGAGGAGAAAAUGCAUGUUGGUGAGUUUGAAAAACCUAGAUCACCGGGUAAGAAAGAGGCUCUAAAAACAGAUCCUAAUAGAUUAUCUCCAGUUGGCUCUUUUGAGAAAUAUUUUAGAGAGGAAAGACCUUCUGAGCAGGAGGUAAAGCAGAAGGACUCAGUGGAGCUCCUCAAAGAGAAAGUUGCUGAGGAGAAACCCCAGCCAGCUCCUUCAAAGACAGAUGAGGGUUCUGUUGACACCAUAAUGACACAAGAAGUAGAGGAAGAGGUUGAGCUUGCUAAGGAGCCUGAAGAGGUUAUGCCAGAACCAAAGCCAGCUCUAAACUUGGAUGAGAAGCCAGUGGUUGAUAAAACUGAGCCAAUUGAGGUUGUAGUCGAAAAAGAGGAGGUUAAAGUGGUCGAGAAAGAAGAAGUGGAAGAUGAGGAAGUCUUGGAUGGGGCCAAAGCUGCAGAAGACACUGUUGAGUCUCGAGCUGCAAUUGAGUCAAUAGUGACAGUAGAAGAUGAUUUUAUCACGGUGGUGCAGACCAUCGAUGAGAGCGAAGUCUCUGGACACAGUGUACGUUUCUCAGCUCCCUCUGAAGAAGAACAUCCAAAGCUCCUCCAAGAGGAGGAAGAGGAGGAGGAGUCUGUGGAAAUGGCACAGGAAGUAGAGAUGGAGGCUCCCAGAUUAGAGGAAGUUGUAGAUGUUCCAGAGCCUAUUGAGCCUUCUGUAUGUCCAGCUAAAGAGAUAGAAGUGCCAGAGAGUGAGGCCCCAACUCAAAGCUACGACGACUACAAAGAUGAAACUACCAUUGAUGACUCCAUCUUAGACAGCUCCUGGGUGGACACUCAAGAUGAUGAUAAGAGCAUGGCUACGGAGAACAUUGAGCCUCUACCCAGAGUGAUGAGCCCUGUCAAGAAACCUCCCACAGAGAAACCAAUCAAACAGAGGGCUAAAGGUGGCAGGGCAAAAGGACGAAUCACCACCCCUGAACGUAAACCUAUUCGCAAGGAGCCGGUACCCAUCCAGAAAGAUGAGCUAAAGAAGAAAAAAGCUCUGAUUAAGAAGGCUGAGUUCACAAAAAAAUCUGAUAUUCAGACGUGCUCUCCUUCCCGGAAGAGUGUUUUAAAGGCUACCGUAAGGCACCCUAGACCUACUCAACAUCACGCGUGUGUUAAACGGAAACCCACAGUGUCUGCAGAUGGCCGACUGCCCUUCAGUGUGGCCAGGCACUCCAGAGAUCGGACCUCCAAUCCCACAACACUAACAAAGAUCCCUACCUCUAAAAUUCGGGCAGAGGCUUUGUUGCCGGCCCGGCCGAACUCCGCCAGCUCCUCCAAUAAAAGGAGCCCGUUGGUCGAGGCAGACCUUUAUGAGCCCCGUCCUUCUUCAGCGGGCCCACAAGUAUCGCUAAAUAUAUAUGUUGUAAAGGAUGGUGGUUCUCGGAGCCCAGAGAAGAGGUCAUCCCUGCCACGUCCAGCAUCCAUACUAACCCGUCGCUCACACAUGGCUGAGCACGAGGAGAGUUCCACUUCCAUUACCAGUUCUGGGUCCACAGCACCACGCAGGCCCACAUCAUUCCGUACUGAAGUCAAAGCAGAGCGCAGGACAGGCAGGUCUCAUAGUAUGACAGGCACAGAGUCUGCUCGGUCCCGCUCGGCCCGCAGUGGCACCUCCACACCCCGCACCCCCGGGUCCACGGCCAUCACCCCUGGUACCCCUCCCAGCUACUCUUGCCGUACUCCGGGAACCCCCCGCACUCCGGGCACCCCCAAAUCCCUCAGCCUGCUGUCACAGGAGAAGAAAGUGGCCAUCAUCCGCACACCUCCAAAAUCUCCGGCGACUACACCCAAACAGCUGCGCGUCCUUAACCAGCCGCUGCCUGACCUCAAGAACGUCAGAUCCAAGAUCGGUUCCAUUGACAACAUCAAGUACCAGCCCAAGGGGGGCCAGAUUCAAAUUUUAAACAAGAAGCUGGACUUCAGUCACGUACAGUCAAAGUGCGGAUCCAAGGAUAAUCUGAGGCAUUCGCCCCGUGGAGGCAAUGUUCACAUUCAAUCUAAGAAGAUUGAUCUUAGUCAUGUGACCUCCAAGUGUGGAUCAUUGGACAACAUCCGCCACAGGCCAGGAGGUGGUCAUGUGCGCAUUGAGAGUGUGAAGCUGGACUUCAGAGAAAAAGCCCAUGCAAAGGUAGGCUCACUGGACAAUGCCCACCAUACACCAGGAGGAGGCCACGUACAGAUUGAAAGCCAUAAGCUGUUGUUCCGAGACGCAGCCAAAGCACGUGUGGAUCACGGGGCAGAGAUUGUAAUCGAGACGCUCGGGCUGUCAGGCGGCAACUCUCCUCACCGGCACAGCCACAUGUCCUCGUCCGGGAGCAUCAACAUGCUGGAGUCUCCACAGCUGGCCACGCUGGCCGAUGAUGUGACCGCUGCCCUGGCCAAACAAGGCUUGUGAAUUCAAAAUGUCUCCGUUCAAUCAAAUUCCCUCCACUCGAUCUACAGUAGUCCCCUUCAUUGGUGUCACGGUUGACCCUUCCUCCCGCCGGUAUUUAAUGAAGACUACAGAUUUCACUUCCCAUCUGAAAAAAAAAUAAGCAUUUUAUCUGUUUUUUUUUGUUUUUUUUUUUGGUCAAUUUUAAUGAAUAACGACUUGUUAGAGCUAGAGACCAGUGCUUUUUAUUACCCAUGUUACAUGUGACUUUUUAUGAUUGUGUACAGACAGUGGCCUCAACUGCUGGUUUAGGGUCAGUGUCAGGUGUGUUGCGUAAAAGUCGGUCGAACAGAAUUUUUUAUACACGGGAAUGUGGCGCGACGCUACCAUUCUGCACGUGUUCUUUUGCCCAUUCAGUGCAUGGACUCUAAAACAUCUCAACUGCGAGUCACAUACGAUCAAACACAAUAUACACUAUAAGGGAAUAUAUUUAUAAGUAUACCAGCUCUUUGUCUCGACAUCUCAUGCUCAAUUGAAAAAAAAGAAACGAUUACUCCUUCGAUAAGUUAUUCCUGUACUAUUGCAUUUAAAAAAAAAAAAACUAGAUAGUAUGACGAGCAUGUAUUCUAGUACACAAAAGAGGCUAUUUUCUAUUUCAA
Molecule: messenger RNA, 6156 nt
Organism: Rhinichthys klamathensis goyatoka
Lineage: Eukaryota; Metazoa; Chordata; Actinopteri; Cypriniformes; Leuciscidae
Gene: map2
Product: microtubule-associated protein 2
Exons: 20
Coding region: 290-5521 (1743 amino acids)
Biological process (GO): microtubule cytoskeleton organization; neuron projection development
Cellular component (GO): neuron projection
Molecular function (GO): microtubule binding
Source: RefSeq, a predicted model, not a curated record